ACAAAGUGGCCCGGAGUACAGGCUGCAACUGCUACAAACCAGUCGGCGGCGACGCCUACCAGCACCGGCCUCACUCCAACCAGUUGGGUGCGACGGGCCCAUCUCGUUGAUCCACGCACCUCCGUCACCGGCCUGCAGUUUGCGCCACGUUUUAUGGGCCUUCAACUGGCUGCCAUCUCAACAGAUGGCAUCCUGCGUAUUUACGAAGCUCAGGUAUGUGGAU
This is a messenger RNA of Dibothriocephalus latus, 223 nucleotides long. Lineage: Eukaryota; Metazoa; Platyhelminthes; Cestoda; Diphyllobothriidea; Diphyllobothriidae. The record is from the annotation of a GenBank genome assembly.